Closterium sp. Yama58-4 is the source of this 3155-nucleotide messenger RNA. The record is from the annotation of a GenBank genome assembly. NCBI's taxonomy places the organism in Eukaryota, Viridiplantae, Streptophyta, Zygnematophyceae, Desmidiales, Closteriaceae.
CUCCCAGCGACCCUGACUUUACUCUCCCCUCCUCCCUCGGCUUCUCCCAGUAUGGGGAUGUGGACGACGCCAUUCCACUGCCGCCCGCCGUGCUGCAGCAGCCGCCCAGGGAGGAGCAGCUGGCGGGGGGCACGCUUUGGCCGGAAGUGCGCAAGCUGUACGGCCAUGGGAAUGAGAUCCUGUGCUGCACUGCCGACCACGGAGGAAGGUUCCUGGCAACGGCUUGCAAGGCCCAGUCACCUGAGUUCGCAGCCAUCUGGCUAUGGCACACACCCAACCCAACUCCCUCUUCCUCCUCCACCUCCACCACCUCCUCCUCCCCCGCCACCGCGCCAGCAGCCCCAUGGACAGCAGCAGCGCGCCUAUCCGCCCACACGCUCUCAGUGACACAGAUGCACUUCUCCCCCUGCGACUCCCUCCUGCUCUCCGUCUCCCGCGACCGCCACUUCUGCCUCUUUGCUGCCCCCCACGGUGCUGCUUCUGCUGUUGCUGACGCUGCCCCCUACCAGCUUGUUGCACGGGUGGAGGCACACAAGCGCAUCAUCUGGGCUUGCUCCUGGGCGCCUUCAGGCCGCAUCUUUUCCACGGGGUCCCGAGACAAAACGGUCAAGGUGUGGCAAGUCAUAGAACAGCCUCCCUCCGCCACUCCCUCCACUACCUCCCCUCCCCCCUCGCACACCACCACCCUCCUCGCAACCCUCCCCACCUUCCCCCACCCAGUCACGGCUGUGGCCUGGUCCCCUACCCUUCCACCCCUCACUCCUCCCCCUCCUCAUUCACAACCCUCCACGACCAACGCACCUGCUGAUCCUGACUCAACUCCUGCUCCCGCUGUUGCUGCUGCUCUUCGCUCGCUCCUUGCGGUUGGCUUAGAAAAUGGAGCAAUUCAGCUGUGGAGCGCAGACCUUUCCUCCUUUGCUGCAGCUACCCAGCAGCAUACUUCUGCUCCACCCACUUCCACCGCACUCCACCCCUCGCCUUCUCCAGCCAAGCUCCUCCUGCAGCGUUUGGUGGCCUUCAGUGACAUCCAUUGCCACCUGGCAGCUGUUCAUAGGCUGAGGUGGCGAGGGGAGGUUGUAAGGAGGGAUAGAAGAUCAGGAGAGGUUAGUGUUAGUGGGGGUAGCGGGGAGGCAGGUGGUGAAGAGGAGGAGGAAAGGUGUUUGGAGCUGGCAAGCUGUUCGGAUGACCAUUCUCCACCGCAAUCGGCGCGCCUUGUUUACGCUGCGCCGCUGUCCCCCGGCGACCCCGGCGCGGAAUGCUUCAUUGCCGAAGUGGAGAUAACGGCCGCGGACGGCCAGCCGCAGCGCCUGUUCCUCCCCUUCGCGCUCAUAUGGAGCGAGGCCCGUGCCGCGCCGCGCAUUGUGCUGAGUCAGCAGCACACCUUGGCGCGCAUCCGCCGGAGCGCCGAGGUAGGCUUUCUCACCGACGCUUUCGCGGUCUCGGCUUUCGCCCUCGCGAUCAUCCACGCGCUCCGCGAGGGUCGCAAAAUCGCCAUCGCGCCGCCGCCGGCGGCCGGCCGGGACGUCCCGUACGGGGUGCUGCGUUUCCGCGGCGAGGCGGGUUUGGCGGCGCUGGAUGACUUACCGGCCGAUGCGCGCGUGGAGUGGUUCCCGGGCGAUCAGUCUAACAGCUCGCUCAGCGUGGGGGAUCAGUCUCAGAUCAACGGCGGGAAAGCGAUCGUGCUUAAGCUGGUGCGGCGGCUGAAUCCCGGCGUGCAUCCCGAGGCUGAGAUGACGCGCAGGCUGACCCAGCUGGGGUUCGCCAAUUCGCCCGCGUUACUGGGCGAAGUGAUUCGCGAAGACGGCGACGGCACGUGUUACACCUUGGCGCUCGUGCAUCGGCACGUAGCGAACGACGGCGACGCGUGGUCUUGGACUCUGGACUACCUCAAACGGACGCUGGACAACGCUAGUACUCAUAACGCUAGUAGUACGCGUACCGGCUGCGGCGGCUCAUUGGAGGCAAUGCCAACACCAGUGGAAGAAUACGACGCCUCAUUGGAGCCAUUCAAUGAAUAUGAUGAACAACAACUAGCGGGUUACUGCGCCAUGGCCAGCACCAUAGGCAGGCGGCUGGCGGAGCUGCACGGCGCCCUCGCCGACCCCGCUGCUGACGACCCGGCCUUCCGCCCAGAGCGCGCCGACGCCGCGCACGCCUGGCAGCACGCGGCGCAAGCCAUCGCGACGCUGCGCGAGGCGCUGUUGGUUUUGGCCGACGCGGAGCGCCGCGGGAAGCUCGACGGUCGGACGCGCGCCCACGCGGAAUGGCUGCGGAGCCACGCGGAGCCGUUGACGCAGGCGAUACGCAAGCGCGCGUGCUUGGAGCAAGGGUCGCUGUACCUGCGCGUUCACGGCGACUUCCAUCUGGGGCAGGUUCUGGUCGCGCGCACCGACGCUUGCACCAACGCGCGCCCCGACGCGCGCACUGACAACUUCCAUCUGGGGCAGGUUAUGGUCACGCGCACCGUCGCAACCACCGGCGCGCGCACCAACACGUGCACCGACGUGUACCUGGUUGAUUUCGAAGGCGAGCCGGCCCGUCCGUUUGGCCAGCGGCGCGCCAAGACCACCCCCCUGCGCGACGUGGCGGGUCUGCUGCGCUCAUUCCAUUACGCUGCUGCUGCUGCUGCUGCUGCUGCUUCUGCCAUGCGGAGCUCACUGGAUUCGUUGGGUUUUGAGACGUCUCAAGACUGUGCUCUGCUCACCAGCCCUGCUUGCGCCACCAGCCCUGCUUGCGCCACCAGCCCUGCUUGCGCCACCAGCCCUGCUUGCGCCACCAGCCCUGCUUGCGCCACCAGCCCUGCUUGCGCUUGCGCCACCAACACGUUGGAUAUCGUGAAUCAUAAGCCUAUGGUCUCGGAACCGACUGUGCCUCAGCUACGCUGGGAGGCCUUGCUCUCGCGCUUCAUUCAGCGUGCGCGCAGUGCGUUCGUGCAGGGGUACCAUGCAGUGGCUGAUCAAUCACCCCACCCUUGGCUGAAUUUUGGCGCGGAGCAGAGGCUGCUGCAACUGGCGUUGCUGGAAAGAGCGGCCUAUGAGGUGUGUUAUGAAGCCGCGCACCGCCCUGAUUGGCUGUGCAUCCCUGCCGCCGGGCUGGCUGAGCUGGCGCGCAGCAUACUCACCUCACCAUCGAGCGAGGAGGCGCACGAAGCAUGA